This is a messenger RNA of Hyalella azteca, 2396 nucleotides long. RefSeq lists its product as uncharacterized. NCBI's taxonomy places the organism in Eukaryota, Metazoa, Arthropoda, Malacostraca, Amphipoda, Hyalellidae. The record is from RefSeq and is a predicted model, not a curated record. The transcript is spliced from 4 exons. Bases 220 to 2166 code for a protein of 648 amino acids.
CCGGCCUCUUAAGAAUUUGGUCCGGGGUGUGGUUGUGACCAAAUUGUUUCCUCUACUGCAUUCAAUUAUAGCUUAAACUGUACAGCAACUUCUGGUCCCAAGCAAAAAAAUUUUCCCAAGUGAUCCUGAAAAUUCAACUAUGUAUUAAUUCAUCUAUGAAUUCAACAUACAUUUGUUGCUGAGGAAAUAAGCCAAGAAACUGAGUGCAGGAACUGCGAGAUGCGACCGAAGUUGUGCGUUCUGGUGCUGGGGCUCUUUGUCGUCAUGGCUUCUUGGCAUUACACAGAGCUUGGAAGUCCGGCCAGGAUUUCUAAUAUUACUGAACAGGAACUGUCUGGUGUGUCGGAUAUUGCGGGAAAAUAUUCUGGCAUUGCAGAAAUCUCAGAAAAACACACAAGUUCUUGGGAAAAUAGAAAUAAACUUUCUGAUUUAAUUGUAAAUCCAUCGACAGAAUAUAAAUUUCCUAACGUGAACAGCCUGCGAAGUUAUGUCUCAGAUAAAAAUAUCACAGAAAAUUAUGGCCCAAUAUUAAUUAACACGAAUAUUUUUAGCCAUGACCAUCAUAACCCUGAAGAUCACAGCCAUGACAGUUAUGACCGCACAGGUUAUGGCCCUGACACACUGAGCCAUGACAGUUACAAGUACCCAGGCGUCAGCUGGUCCAGUUGGCCCAGCUUUGGCCGCUCCGUGUCCGACAUAAAAAAAAUCCCCGACAUGUGUGAAGAAAUAGCGCAGUCGGUGACCCUGAUGGCCGACACUUUCAUGGACUCCGUCAGAGGGGAGAAAAAUAUAAAAAAAAUCCUAAAUAGACCGCCGGAUCCCCUAAAUCCAGAGGAAUAUGAUGCAUGGGGGGAUGAUCUAAUCCGAUAUUUGUCUUGGAAUAUUAGCCCUUUGGAGCUGCCGUCCAAGAAGAGCUUGGUUUCGAUGGGAAUAACCCUGAUGUGUGAAGAGUUUCUGAGGGACCGUGCUUUCGAGCGACGUUCAAGUAAUGAACACCAGGCCCCUGGAAUUGCUGAACACAUCAAUGCGGGCAACUUAUAUUUUCCGGCAGCUUUGGAUCGUAAGGACGGUUCCGGACACGAUUCGUGGUCUUCGUCAGUGUCUGAUAAGAAAGAAAACAGUGGUGUAAAUAACAAGAAACAAUAUGGCAACGCUGAAUUUAUGGCUGAUUUAAAGAGGCUAUUACGACAUUUCGGUAGUGGCUUAUUAGAUAAUCCAGGUGUCACUCAAGAUGGCGGCUUGAACUCCACGAAGUCUUUUGUCUUAGAGAAACAAUAUAACCAUCAUACGCGAAGGUCAAGAUCAGCAGACUAUCAUGGGCAUCAGGAUAACACUUAUUUCUCGCACAUCUACCCUUACUCUGACACAGAAGGACUCCAAUACCUGCAAAGCCAAGAACCAGAAGUCCAUUACAAGCAUCCGGAACCCGUCUACAUCUAUGACGAAGCCACAGUAAAACCGGGCAAGUACGUCGAAGUUUACCCAGGCGCUUACCAGCAGGAGUAUCACUACUCGAAACUUCCCAGAAGCUACUGGCUUUUCCAUCUCUUUAAGGCACUCUUCGGCAUCUGGGAACUUUUGCAGACUUUGGCCAUUCUGUACCUGCUUUGGAAAGUGGCAGUUUUGACGGUUUUGCCGCGCGAGACAGAGCCUGGUUUGUGGGGAACUUUGGAGUACUUGAUGGAGUACUUAGGAGUCCCGACCACGUUUGCUGGCCUCGCAAGUCAAGAAAACGUUACCCAUAAUCUACGUAACUCAGAUUCUGAAGUCCAGGCAGCGCACAAAGAUGAAGUUUUUGCAUUUGCGGUGCAACGGAAAGAAGAAAACGCAGGAAGCCUGCACCACAACGUAGUGUUUAAGAAAAACAACGACACUAGUAUCGCCAAAAAUUACACUAUCACCAAAGUAGGUUCAUCUGAUAUGAUUGAAGACAAGUCUUAUGUUUUACAAAACAAAACCAAAGAAAAUAAUGGAUUUGGUUCUUUGAGGAGAUCGAAAGACAUCAAGCACAAACGCUUGGAGCUCGAGAACUUCCUUCAGAACUUGCGCUCUCAGAGAUGGCAGCGCCUCUUGCAACCUGGGUCGCUUGCAUCCCAGCCACAGCCGAUACAGAUGGCUACACAGGCACCUGCUUCUCCACCAGCUGCAGCGCACCUGAUCAGCUGAUACAGCGGCAUCAGCUGCACCUGAUGAUGUGGAUACUGAGCACAAUUUGAAUUCAUAAUAACAGAAUUUUCGAUAUUUUACUAUGUUCGUGUUCAUAACAUCGCAUUACACUUUGCUCUGAAAACUUUCGAACCGUUAUAACGGCGUAUACAAAAUAACAGCAACAACAUAUAAAAGUAGCAGAAUUAUAACUGUGGACAAGUUAUAGAAUAGAAUAGAAGUGUCGGCGU